UCAACCGUCAACCGUUUUGUAGUGCACUGUUUUGUCACCCCUUUUUUGCAACAUACAAAAUACACGCACACAGUCCUACGCCCGAGUGGAGGAAACAUCUUCCUGAGAUCACCUCACAACAAACGGGAUCGUUUCCAUCGUCUAGUGUUAGAAUUAGGUGAAAAACACGGCUCGUGAUCGGGUGAUAAAAUAGUGAAAGCCCUGUCAGCGGAAAUCUGUAACCAGUGCCAGAGAACGGCAAAAGGUGUGUUGCCGUGCAUUUCCUGCACUGCAGUUUGUGUACGCGUGAAAGAGGAAAGCCAAAGUGUGUAUGUUGUGUGUGAUGCGAGAAAGAAGAUCAUGAUCGGUCAGGGAAGAAAGGCAUAAGAUGCGUGAGUGAGUGCGUGUAGGCUUAUUUAUUUUCACGCCGCUAGUAAGAUAGGAAGAGGCGCUACUGUGGUUUUCUUCCCCGCCUGUUGAUGAUGAUGUGUCCAUUACGAUUGGGGUGGAUGAAGUGAAGUGGUCGCCCCCCGGGGGUGGAAGGCAUUUGCAGCAUACCAGUGCAAGAAGUGCGUGGCUGAAGUGAAACGUACGCCGUGUUUACAAAUAUUGUGCACCGCUUUUGUUUUAUUCUAUUUUACACCAUUUUUUAACACACGCCGUGCAGUGUUGUGUGCCUUGUGCCUUCUGUGAUCGUUCCGUGUGCUUCCUUGCUUCAGGUCACGCAUCACCGAGUAGGUGGCGUUGUAUGCUAUAAGAUCUCCCGGAACACGUGCAACGAACAAACGUGAAGAAUCUGACGUCGAACCUUAAGUUGAGAGAUGUUUAAGGAUUGUGUGAACAACAGAAAACUGCAUAUCUGGUGUAACACAUGUGUGACUGAAAGCGUAAUUUACACUUCCUUUUGCUCGUUUUUCCUUCCGGUAAUGGGUUCGCAAGUGCACCAACUUUCCUUUCACCGCGACAGCUAAUGAGUUUUCGUUAUACAAAGCGAAUCGACGAUAGAGAACGAAGGAAGCAAAAUCAUCCUUUGAAUAUUUUAUCACACCCUCCCCUUCCGGGGGCAGUAUAUGUAUUGCCAGAGAAUAGGCAAAAUCUAAGCCAAGGUGAGGUGUGAUAAAUCAUGUAUAAACAGUAGAAAUCAGGCACCCGAGACGAGACGGUAGCGAAAAAAUUCGGGAUGCAAUAUCUCGUCUACUUUCCGGACUGAUAGAUUAAUCAGAUCGAGUGAGCUGAAAUAUAAGAAAACAAAAAGAUAACAGCCUGGAAACUAAAAUCGGACAAAGUAAUUAACUAGCGGGGUGUCUAACAUGCACGACCUAUUUACAACCGUGCUGUCCAAAAGGGACCUAUCCCGGGCAGGCGAGCUGUUUUCCAUCGCCGACUACGAGAUUGUGAAUGAUUUAACUGAAGUGCUAGAGGAGAUUUCAUCCAUCAUCUCGCAUGAAGAUUAUCUGCACAACAGCAACGAUCAGUCGGUGAUCGAAAUCUGCAUCAACCGGGUAACAUCUUGCAUCAAGAAGACGCACACGAUUGAGAAGCACUGUGCCGGGCUGGUCAGUCUGUUGGAAACGUGUCUUCGCUACAACUUACAACCCACGGGCAAGGAUGUGGAUCCACCGCAUGCGAAGAUAUCGUCCGACAUCAUUUCCAGCAUAUUCCUGAACUACAACAAGCAAGUGGUGAUGGAGGUGACACUGCCGGUGGCGGUAAAGUUUCUCAACCAGGGCAACCUCGAGCUGUCGCGUAACCUCGCUAGCUACCUUUCAUCGGCCGCCAUCGAGUACUCGUACCUGCUGUCACCGCAUGUGCACGUCAUACUCGAAUCGCUGCUCGGUGGUAACUACGGUCUCUGCCAUGUGCUGUCGCAAAUCUACGAAGCAACACCGGAUCCCAUCAACGAUGCUGGGCCAAAGUUUGUGGAAAUUGUGCCCCGGUGUGAACUGCAGGAGCAGCUGGUCAUUCUGCAGCUGCUCGUUACGAUCGCGAAACAGAAACCAUCCUGUUUGACGGAAAGCAUUCCAUCGCUGCUGGAGCUGGCCAUGGUUCGGCCACCACUAUCAGCAGCGGCACUGCUCGUGCUGCUCAAGCUGGCCGAAUCUAAACCUAUCAAGCUGGCAGAAUAUACGGAGGCGUUCAAACAAAUCGCACACACUGUACCGCAAACGGUGGGUUUUGCAGCGCAGAUUCUCUCCGCGAUCGGACGUUGUGGAAAGGACCGGGCCCAGGUCGCGCUAGACUUUGUGCUAGAACAUUUGCCGCGUGCCGAUCGUCCGCUGCAGACGAUUCUGCUAAACGAAGCGACCAAACUGUGCACAAAGUAUCCGGUCCUGUUCACCGACAAGGUGACCUCCGUCGUACGCCAACGCCAGCUAAGCAAUAACAGUCAGAUCAAGCAGACUGCGUCCGGUGGGGUGACGAUUGUUAAUCUCAAUUCGUCUGCCACGCUGCCCACACCAGCAUCGACAGUAAUAGGCACGGCAAGCCCGACGUAUGCUGGCGGCGUCCACGGAACUGGUGGAACGGCAGCUAUCGGGACAAACGGUCCAUCCGUUGCUGGCGUUAGCAUGCUGGGCAGUAGUGCAGCUGGCUACACCCAGCAUGUGCUCGAUCACGGACGAUCGAUUGUGUCGAAAACCCCGAAUGUGGCCAUCAUAAGCAAUGGGCAUACGCACACGGGCAGUGCGAUGAUGUCGACCACCGUUAUCAACACCUCGAACGGUACGACGCUCAGUUCCACCAUUCAUCCAGCGCUGCUUACCAACUUUAUGAACGCAGCAAACGGUGUACCGAACAGUGGCACCGCAACUGCCGUGGGAAAUGGCACUACUGUCAUCUCACCGACACCACAUCACACCGGCUACACCCGAAACCGUCCAAAGCUCGGAGAUUCGCGCAGUACCGGACGGCUUCAUUCUGGCGGUGGUGGUGGCAAUAAAAGUACGACGCGUCUGAACAAUGCUGGUGGAUCGAUGGGCGGACUGCACAAGUCGCGGCUCGGUUCGUCCCAGCUAAUCAAUCAGUUCAACGGCGAUAUCGGUGCGGGUGUGUCGAUUGAUCCGGAAAAACCGUUGGCGUCCGGUGUCACCCCGAAUGGCGGACCCACGAUAGUGGAUGGUUCCGCUUCGCACAGCAUCAGCCAUCAUUCGAGCGGAAAUGUCGCUAUCAAAGGAAUGAUGGCCAGCACUGGCAGUGGCGGAGGCGGUGGUUUACUGGGAGGCAACUCGAUUCCACCGCCACUCAGCCAGCAUGUGACGAUCACGGGCGAGAACAAAUGGGGCAUACCGCAGACGAAGAUCACAUCCUGUGGCGUCACCGUGACAACGUCUCCGACACGUGCGCCCCGACCGUACUCACACGGCCCGUCCAACACGCUAAUGGGCUCAACCGGAGCACUCGGUGGCAAGAGUUCGCUCGGCGGGCUGAACCAAUCAACCGGCUCGAUCGGCAUUCAGGUGCACCAUGCAUCACCGGCCUCACCGACGAUGUUCAACAAUCAUUCGCAGCAGACGUCACCGCAGCUGACCACGACGCUAUCGCUUCAUUCGAGCGAUGAUCCAACUAAUCAGGUAAUUGUCUCCGGUCCCGCCACGGUAACGACGCGUCCACGCACGAACGAUAACCGUAGCGUAACGAUCCUGAACGCUUCCUCGACCACUACGCGCAUGAGCGUGUUCGAACCGUACCCGAUGCGUGACACCAUACAACAUUUCUGCGAAAAGCAUCUGGACAAGAUCAAGUCGUACACGGAGGCAGUGGCACACCGUAUUCCACCGCCGGCCAAAUGCAUCAUCGAGGAACGCCGCGCGAAGAAGAUGGCCAAGCUACACUUUGCGUGUCAGGUGCGCGGUCCACACUGUCUGUACUCGCGCACCAUGUUCACGAUGCGUACGCGCAACCCGCGCACCUGGAUACAUCUGAUGUUUCUCGAUCUGCAGGCACGGGCCGGCAAGAACGCGCUCAGCAGCUGGGAUCCAAGCGUUAGCCGGCUGAAACACUGCUGGGACACGCUCAAGUGUGAAAACCGAACGUUCAUAACGCUAGUCACUAGUGCGUUCCCAAACGGCAAGGAACAGGAAGCGCUGGUCAAUGAGCUUCGUCAUGCCGGGUUCUUUGACGUGUUUGAAAUGGGCCCGGUAACAACGCUUGGUCCGAGUGGUGCCGGUGGAAACCCUGCAGGAGGAACAACCGUACCGGGGGGUGAACUCCCUACUGGUGGUGGUGUGUCGGGAUCCACCGGUAAUGCGGGUGUCGGUUCGGGUACCGGUGGUGACGCGAGUGCCGCCUCAAACGGGGGCAGCACGGAAGAUCUGGAGAUGCUCCAGUGGGGUUGCUUUCUCUGCCAUCAUCCGGAGAAAGCGAUCGGAUUUCUGCACGGCAACAAUCAACCGGUGAUCGAGGGACAGCUAAAGGAGAAGAAGGGCAAAUGGAGACUGUUCCGGCGAUGGCGCACGCGCUAUUUCACACUGUCUGGCGCACAUCUAUCGUGCAAAGGUUCGGUCAGUGAGGCCGGAGGAGAAAGUAUCGACGUCAACCAGAUUCGAUCGGUGAAGGUGUCCCGGGGUGCGCGCAACAUCCCGAAAGCGUUUGAAAUCUUUACCGGCGAUCAGACACUCAUCCUUAAGCCGAAGGAUGGCAACAAGGCGGAAGAAUGGGUGCAAUGUUUAAGCAUUGUGCUGGCACACUCACAGGCACGAGAUAGUCCAACUACACGCACCAACAGUCUUCCAGCACGUAGUAUUGGCAACAGUAGAACGGUUUUCUAAACUUCUUUUAUUUUGCAAUCGAAUUUGUUAUCGAACCACACACUGGAUAAGUGGACGGCGAUCGCAUACAGGGAUUCAGCGAAAUAAUUCCACAGGUGACCGGCAAUUCCGGCAAUUAAACCGUUGAGAAAACGUAUCAAACGAAAAGACAGUCGUACUUAACGAGAUCACACAACGGCACGGUACCGGAAAUCGGUUUGUGGCGGACCGUUUAUGUAUUUAUAGGAGCAUAAUGGAGCGUAAAAGACUUGAACGAACGAAUUAGAUAGUGGAAGUGCAUUUUUAUCUGUACAGAAGUAGCAUCCCAAGAUACUACCCAUCGGUACGAAACAGACAAGAUUUCAUCGCGCUCUAAAGCCAACGUAUUUGCAACGCGGACAAAACAAUCAAAACACAUGGCUGUCAUCUUUACGAUAAAUUUAAUCGCGUAUUUCAUAUUUUCUGUUUAAGAUAUAAACUGAGUGAGAUAGUUGUACUUAAUUAGGAACGUUGGGAUAACAAAAAACCUGUCCAAAAGGGGGUAACGUUUUAGUGAGAGAGCAAGCACACGUAGCGAUUUUAAGUGCUUACAUAUACACUUACUUUUAUAUAAUUUUAAAACCAGUUAACAUACGUGUUCAGCUUAAUUGAAGAGAUUUUUCCCUGCUUCUACAUUCUUCGAACGUGUGACGUUAUCGUUUUGUAACUUGUUUCGCAUCGGUUAAGCGCCACGUAAAGCAAUAUGAUACGCGAGGAUAAAAAGAAAGAAACUGAGCAUACAUUUUAUAUUAGGGAUGAUUCGACUAUUACCUAACGCAAAAAUUGUGAAUUUUUGACCCACUCCCUCCCUACCGUAAGAAAUCGUAAUGCUGGAAGCGUCCCGCUACCUCUGUUAUUUACGUAAUAGUUUGGUGAACUCCCACACUCCCCUAAAUUCUGUUAAAAAAGAAAAUAGAAACAUAAAAAAGGACGUUAUGUUAAACGAUCGUAUCACAGUGAUUUCUUGAAAAUUAUACAGAUUUUGCUUUAUUUUUAUGUAUCUAAAAUAAUUACUAUGGAAAUAAACUUUACAAACCGUUUGUUUACAUUUCCAACAUUUAGAAA
Molecule: messenger RNA, 5828 nt
Organism: Anopheles funestus (African malaria mosquito)
Lineage: Eukaryota; Metazoa; Arthropoda; Insecta; Diptera; Culicidae
Gene: melt
Product: protein melted
Exons: 8
Coding region: 1290-4745 (1151 amino acids)
Biological process (GO): regulation of signal transduction
Cellular component (GO): plasma membrane
Molecular function (GO): phosphatidylinositol-5-phosphate binding
Source: RefSeq, a predicted model, not a curated record